ACCUAGGAGUUCCGGUCUAUAGUAAUGUAUUAAAAAUGUAGUGGGGCGCGAGCUCGUACUGUCACGCGCAGAGUGCUCGCUUCGGGCUGUGGGAGUCUAGAGAGCAACUGUGUGUUCGCUCUCCAGCGGAUAGAAAAGACAACAGUCUUCUGCAGGGGCUCAAAUAACUUCAGUCUGUUUUAUAAAAAAGGGGCAAAGUCAGAAGAAAUUAAACGAGAAAAUAAAAAGACAGCAGUUAGUUGAACAGCUGACGGGACCCUCCACGCUGGCAGUCCGCUGUGAGUUACUUGAAACCGGACCGUUGAUUCAUCCGAACCGCUGGAUUACACUGCCUAAAACCAGCAAAUAACUUUUAGACCACCCUUAAAGUGUUUUUUCUUUGAGUCAGAAGGUUAUUUAACAUAUUUUUGCAAGAUGUUCAGCUGGGCGAACAAAGAUGGAAAGAAAAAGGAUCCCGAACUGUUUCAGACGGUUUCUGACGGGCUGAAGCGACUCUACCGGAACAAAUUAUUUCCACUGGAAGACACGUACCGCUUCCAUGACUUCCACUCUCCGGCUCUGGAGGAUGCCGAUUUCGACAACAAGCCCAUGGUACUUUUAGUGGGCCAGUACUCCACAGGAAAAACCACUUUUAUUAGGCAUCUCAUGGAGCAGGAUUUCCCCGGGAUGCGCAUAGGCCCCGAGCCGACCACCGAUUCAUUCAUAGCGGUGAUGUACGGGGAACAGGAGGGUCUCAUCCCGGGCAAUGCUUUAGUGGUUGACCCCAAGAAACCCUUCAGAAAACUCAAUGCCUUUGGAAACGCCUUUCUGAACAGGUUUAUAUGUGCUCAGAUGCCAAAUCCAGUGUUGGACAGCAUCAGCAUCAUAGACACUCCUGGAAUCCUGUCCGGAGAGAAACAGCGGAUCAGUAGAGGUUAUGACUUUGCUGCUGUGCUCGAGUGGUUUGCUGAACGCGUGGACCGCAUCAUUCUUCUCUUUGACGCACACAAGUUGGACAUCUCCGAUGAGUUCUCCGAGGUGAUCCGAGCUCUGAAAAACCAUGAGGACAAGAUGCGGGUGGUGCUCAACAAAGCCGAUCAGAUCGGUACCCAACAGCUCAUGAGGGUUUAUGGUGCCCUCAUGUGGUCACUUGGUAAAAUUGUCAACACCCCAGAGGUCAUCAGAGUCUACAUUGGCUCUUUCUGGGCUCAGCCUCUCCUGGUUCCAGAUAACAGGAAACUGUUUGAGGCAGAGGAACAAGACCUUUUCCGUGACAUCCAGGGACUUCCACGAAAUGCAGCGCUGCGUAAGCUGAAUGACCUAAUCAAACGAGCCCGUCUAGCCAAAGUUCAUGCCUACAUCAUCAGUGCUUUGAAGAAAGAAAUGCCAAAUGUUUUUGGGAAAGAGAAUAAGAAAAAGGAGCUCAUUGCUAACCUGGGUGAGAUUUAUACAAGGAUUGAAAAAGAACAUCAGAUCUCCCCUGGUGAUUUCCCUAAACUCAGUAAAAUGCAGGAAAUCCUCGCUGGUCAAGAUUUCACUAAGUUUCAGGGACUGAAGCCCAAGCUCUUGGAAACAGUGGAGGAUAUGCUGGCCAAUGAUAUUGCCAAACUCAUGACCCUUGUUCGGCAGGAGGAGGCUGCCAUGCCCAGCCAGGCUGUCCAGGGUGGUGCUUUUGAAGGCACCAUGAAUGGACCCUUCGGGCAUGGCUAUGGAGAGGGGGCUAGUGAAGGCAUUGACGAGCUGGAGUGGAUCGUGGCGAAAGACAAGCCAACUUACGACGAGAUCUUCUACACCUUGUCGCCUGUCAACGGGAAGGUCUCUGGUGCCAUGGCCAAGAAGGAGAUGGUCAAAUCCAAGCUGCCCAACAAUGUUCUAGGAAAGAUCUGGAAGCUUGCUGAUGUAGAUAAGGAUGGGUACCUGGACGACGAAGAGUUUGCCCUCGCUAACCACCUCAUCAAGGUCAAACUGGAAGGUCAUGAGUUACCUACUGAUCUUCCUGAUCACCUUGUGCCUCCUUCUAAACGAGGACUGUAAACAAUUUGGGAAAAUAAAUAUGAUCAUCGAGCCAUUCUUUGAAGAGGUUAUGGAUCUGGGAGAAUGGGGGGCGGGGGUCUGGAAGUAUAAAAAUAUAUAAACAGAAUUUAUGAUAUAAUUAAACAAUAUACAUUAGCUGUGGGAAUAGAGCCAAGUAAUAUUAAAUUUAUCCAUCACUACAGUUUGUCAAUCUCACUAAUAUUAUUUUCUUUGUUCCUCUUAGACCAGUAUUUAGCAACCUAAUCAAAACAAAAAAUAUUAAUAAAUUAGACCGCAUCCUGUUAUUGUAUUUUUCAAAUGCUUGAUGUAGCCAAAUUUUGAAUAAGCAAGUAUGAUGGCAUGCUUGCAGGGAGAUUAAUUCAUUAUGAUCAAACUAUAGGCUGUAUUAGAAAGAGGUAUUUAAUUGUUCCAUAUCUUGCACUGAUGCUGCUUCAUACUUAGUCAUGCAAGGAAAAAUGGUUCUGCUCGAUUUUUAAACUACAUCAGCUUUGCCGAUGGAUCCAUAUUAUCUGGAUUCUCGGCACGCUAGAGCUUUGAAACUCUGUUAAACAAUGUUGUAGUUCACGAUCUGUCCAAUUUUGGUUUUACCAUUUGGACUUGUCAAUUUGAUCUUCCAUCUUUUUUUUAUAACUAUAAACGCAAAACAGUGCUGCAUUCUUGUAUUGUUUGUUCACUGAUGUUGUGUUGUCAACUGUGAUGGUUCAGAAGUUUAUGAAUUAUAACUUCAAAAGGAAGUGUCUAUGACAAGAUAUUCAACAGACAGCGACUCCAGUUGUAUGAUAGGAGUCAGUUGGUUUCUGUCUGUUCUUGAGUGCCUCUCUUUGCUACAGUGUCAAAAGCUUCUCUAUAAAUACUGUUCAUAUGUUUUUUUUUUUUUGGUCUAGUUUGCAAUAAAUAAAUAAAAAUACAGCUAAA
Messenger RNA from Carassius gibelio (silver crucian carp), 2928 nucleotides. RefSeq names its product EH domain-containing protein 1-like. The transcript has 5 exons. Gene Ontology annotation, cellular component: cytoplasm; plasma membrane; intracellular vesicle. The coding region runs from base 415 to 2013 and encodes 532 amino acids. The record is from RefSeq and is a predicted model, not a curated record. NCBI's taxonomy places the organism in Eukaryota, Metazoa, Chordata, Actinopteri, Cypriniformes, Cyprinidae. Gene Ontology annotation, biological process: clathrin-dependent synaptic vesicle endocytosis; endosomal transport. Gene Ontology annotation, molecular function: molecular adaptor activity; GTP binding; calcium ion binding.